Clupea harengus (Atlantic herring) is the source of this 1853-nucleotide messenger RNA. Its product is annotated as glycerol kinase 2-like. The record is from RefSeq and is a predicted model, not a curated record. NCBI's taxonomy places the organism in Eukaryota, Metazoa, Chordata, Actinopteri, Clupeiformes, Clupeidae. Bases 9 to 1853 code for a protein of 614 amino acids. Gene Ontology annotation, cellular component: mitochondrion. The transcript has 21 exons. Gene Ontology annotation, biological process: phosphorylation; glycerol metabolic process; triglyceride metabolic process. Gene Ontology annotation, molecular function: glycerol kinase activity.
UAAAAUGCAUGGGCUGCCGGUUAUUCGUGAGUAGUUUACCGGCGCGUGCUAUUGGCAGGAUGACCUCCUCCUCCUCCCGCGGGAGUCUCACCGACCCGCUCGUGGCGGCUAUCGACCAGGGCACGAGCUCCACGCGUUUCUUGGUUUUUAACGCCCGGACAGCAGAGGUAGUUUGUCAGCAUCAGGUGGAAAUCAAACAGAGCUUCCCAAAAGAGGGAUGGGUUGAGGAGGAUCCUCUGGAGAUUCUGCAGUCUGUGUUUGAGUGUGUGGAACACACCUGUGACAAACUCAACCAGCUCAACAUCCCUACCACACACAUCAAAGCGAUUGGAGUAACCAAUCAGAGAGAAACCACCUUGGUUUGGAAUAAGGAGACCGGAGAGCCUCUCUGCAAUGCCAUUGUAUGGUUGGAUCUACGGACCCAGUCUACUGUGGAGAGAUUGAUCAACCAAACACCCAGCAAGAGCAAGAACCACCUAAAAAGUCUCACUGGUCUACCCAUCAGCACCUACUUCAGUGCAGUCAAACUCCGCUGGCUCCUGGACCACGUGGAACCCGUCGCCCAGGCAACACACACACACACCGCCCUGUUUGGCACUGUAGACUCCUGGCUGAUAUGGUGUCUCACAGGUGGGAGGAAAGGGGGGAUCCACUGCACAGACGUUAGCAACGCCAGCCGCACACUCCUCUUCAACAUACACACACUCGAGUGGGAUCCAGAUCUCUGCUCAUUUUUCGAGAUCCCAAUGGAGAUGUUGCCAAAUGUGAGAAGCUCUUCUGAAAUCUACGGUUAUAUGUGUCUCACAGGUGGGAGGAAAGGGGGGAUCCACUGCACAGACGUUAGCAACGCCAGCCGCACACUCCUCUUCAACAUACACACACUCGAGUGGGAUCCAGAUCUCUGCUCAUUUUUCGAGAUCCCAAUGGAGAUGUUGCCAAAUGUGAGAAGCUCUUCUGAAAUCUACGGUUAUAUGUGCUCUGGACCUCUUGCUGGCGUGCCCAUAUCAGGAUGUCUGGGUGAUCAGUCUGCAGCUCUUGUUGGACAGAUGUGUUUGCAGGAAGGCCAAGCAAAGAACACGUAUGGAACUGGCUGUUUUUUGCUGAAGAACACUGGAACAAAGCCUGUGAUGUCAGAGCACGGCCUCCUGACGACGGUGGCAUAUAAAUUGGGGCGGGACCAUCCUGCCUGCUACGCUCUGGAGGGUUCGGUUGCUAUAGCGGGGGCAGUGGUAAGAUGGCUGAGAGACAACUUGGGAAUCAUCCAAACAUCAGCUGAGAUAGAGAAACUUGCAUCAUCCGUUGGCUCGUCGCAUGGCUGUUAUUUUGUUCCGGCAUUUUCUGGAUUAUAUGCCCCCUACUGGGAACCUAGUGCAAGAGGGAUCAUCUGUGGUCUCACUCAGUUCACCAAUCGCUCUCAUCUUGCCUUCGCUGCACUGGAGGCUGUGUGUUUCCAGACCAGAGAGAUUCUGGAUGCCAUGAACCAGGACAGUGGGGUUCCUCUGACGUGCCUGCGGGUGGAUGGGGGCAUGACGGCUAACUCCCUUCUCAUGCAGCUACAGGCAGACAUCCUCGCCAUCCCCGUGGUGAGGCCCUCCAUGUCCGAGACGACAGCUCUGGGAGCAGCGAUGGCAGCUGGCAUGGCGGAUGGAGUGUGUGUGUGGAAACUCAACCAAGAACACAGUAUCAGCAUGGAAACGUACCAGCCCCAGAUCCUGCCCAAGGAUGGUGAAUUCCGUUAUGGCAGAUGGAAGGCCGCUGUUCAGAGAGCCAUGAAUUGGGAAACGACAGAGACAGAGACAGCCAACAAAGAAAUGAUGUGUUGUGAUGGGGGAGGGAGCAGAGACAACAACUGA